AUGGCCCGAAAAGGCGUACCGCAACCGCUUACGCUGGCAGAAUCCGGAACUCCUGGAAAAGAAACCUCUCCGCGCCUUGGUGACACCACCCAACGACAACAACAAGCCCCAAGCAGCAGCGCCGUCAGUGCCACCGGUAGUGGUAGUAGUUUGGCCAGCGGGCGCUCGACUCCGCAAGCCUCGCGAUCGCCAAGGUCCCCACGUUCCCCUUUCAAGAUCGGCCUUCAAAAGCCAGAAUCCCCCGGGGAGCCACCGAGAACCUCGUCACCCCCGACCCAGCAACCCGUCGAAGCCGUCGCCGUUUCCCAAGACCAGCGCUAUCAACGGCAGAAAUCCCCAGAGGUCCCGCCCGAGGACCAUUCACGCGCGACCACCUCCACGCCGGUACCGUCGCAAUCGUCCGAUCAUCAGGGCCACAAACAUAGCCGAAACGACGAGGACAAGUCGUCCAAGUCGAGUUUCUUUCUCAGCUUUGGAAAACCAAGCAGGUCGUCAGAACGCGCAAAUUCUCCUCAGCUCUUCGAAUCGCGAACAGAAGAUCCGUCAUAUAACGAAUACCCAUCGCAAGGGAAGAGCCCAACUCUGCCUGCCAAGUCUGAAGUAUCUCUAAUCUCAUCCAACGAAUACGAAACAGCGAACAAAAACAGAAGGAGCAAACCCAAACCAUUCACCCUAUUAAGUCGCACAAGAUCGCACAAGGAGAAGGAGAAGGAAAACCAACCAAAUUCUCGAGAACCUGUGUACGCGCCCGCGAGACCUGGCGAACCCGACAAGGUGUAUGCGACAUCAGCACCGAGAACUGCACCAAUACAAGAACGCACAUUUCGCGACAUGAUGGUGUCCGGACCAAGAGGCCAUUCGGCGGAGAGGGCGGGUGGUAGCAAGCAUUUUGAGGGCAUAAACAGGAAUCAGUCCAUAUCGCUCAAGGAGGCAGGCGGAUCGCUCUUUAACGGACUAAAAGAAAGUAGAGCCGCCGGCUUUCUCACCAAAAAGUUGUUUGGAAGUUCGAGGGAAGACAGGUUCGCACCAAAGGAGCCGGUAAUAGACGACGAGCAUUACGUUCUCAAGGUUAUCAACCUACCGCUCGUUGAGCAGACGCGGUUAACCCGAAUAUCCAAGAGGCUGGAGGACUCGCGCGACAAGACAGAGUUUUGGAUGCCAGCGUUCCCCUGGAGAGCGAUCGACUAUCUCAACUACAAGGGAAGCGACGUUGAAGGGUUAUAUCGAGUUCCUGGCAGUGGACCGCAAAUCAAAAAGUGGCAGCGGAAAUUUGACGAAGAGCUCGAUGUGGACCUUUUCGAACAACCAGAUCUUUACGACAUCAACAUUAUCGGCUCCAUGUUAAAGGCAUGGCUCCGCGAACUACCCGACGAACUAUUCCCGAAAGCAGCCCAAGAAAGAGUGGCCAAGGAAUGCGCGGGGGCAGAGAAAGUGCCCGAGUUACUUAGAGAAGAGCUCUCCAACCUUUCGCCCUUCAAGUACUACCUACUCUUCGCCAUUACAUGUCACCUCAGCCUGCUGCUCGCGCACUCGGACAAGAACAAGAUGGAUUUCCGGAAUCUCUGCAUUUGCUUCCAGCCAUGCAUGAAGAUCGAUGCCUUUUGCUUCAAGUUCCUGGUAUGCGACUGGAGGGACUGCUGGAAGGGAUGCAAGAACGAAGCCAAGUACAUCGAGGAGGAGUAUGCGCUAUUCGACCAACCGCCACCAAGGAGCCACAGGGUUACUAAGCGGGAGACGGAGUUGAGGGAAAGGGAGGAACAAGAAGACCGGGAAAGGGCAUUACAGCGAGAACGAGAAAGGGAGCAAAGAGCUCAUCAACAACAGGGGGGUCAGGUUAUUCCUCCAGCCCAUCGCAACGGAAAUGCGCAACAACCAGCGCAACCACCGCCAGUCCAGCGACUAAGGAAAAAGAACACGACGCAAGAAACAACACAAACAGCCACUGUUGACACCGGCUCAACAAUAUUGACGACCAUCACGCUGGUCAGUGAUCGAGACGCGUCACCUGCGCGAGGACCAAAUCAUCAGAACCGGAGACAAUUACAACCGGGUGAGCUACCGGCUCUUUCGCCCAUAAAACCACUGUCACCGAUGGGGUUUUAA
Messenger RNA from Neurospora tetraspora, 2103 nucleotides. Its product is annotated as putative RhoGAP group protein. The transcript is spliced from 3 exons. Gene Ontology annotation, cellular component: cytoplasm. Bases 1 to 2103 code for a protein of 700 amino acids. NCBI's taxonomy places the organism in Eukaryota, Fungi, Ascomycota, Sordariomycetes, Sordariales, Sordariaceae. The record is from RefSeq and is a predicted model, not a curated record. Gene Ontology annotation, biological process: regulation of GTPase activity; signal transduction.